AUGCAGGGCCGUAAAAUUAGACAUCUGUCAGCAAUCCAGAGACCCUUUGCUCUAAACAUAACUCGUGUUUAUCGCACAACAGCCUCUAAUGCAAUCAAUGUUUUAGCGGAAUUAUUACCCCUCCACUUACGAGUUGAAGAAGAGGCUGUCAGGCAACUCAUCAAACAGUUACGGCGUCCAGCUUACUUCUCUGAUGAAUAUUUCCUUCCAGAAGAAUAUGAAAUCCCGGCUCCUGAUUUUCGUACCCAUCCAUCAUUUAAAGGCAUUGGUGUUCGCAUCCAAGUUCAGCCAACUGCUACAGCUCUGCCUUCUCAAAUAGAAAUUUAUACAGACGGCUCGAAAAUCAACGAAAACACAGGCAGUGCUUUUGCUGUUUUGCGGGAUCAUAUAGUUACACAUCAUUGGAAAGGUCAACUGCGCUCUCAAAAUUCAGUCUUCCAAGGUGAAGCGAUUGCUAUUGCACAAGCCUUACGCUACUUAAUCUUUUACGGUAUUAAAAAAGCAGUUAUAAAAACAGACAGUCUAUCGUCGUUGCGUGCUUUAGGUAAUCCUGACCAUCCAUCUACCAUCAUCCAAACCAUUCAGCAGGACCUAAGAGAGCAUUUCCCCCCCAUCAGCUUAAACUUGAGUGGAUCAAAGCUCAUGCUGGGCAUUACGGAAACGAAACUGCAGACAGUCUAG
Messenger RNA from Stegodyphus dumicola, 681 nucleotides. RefSeq lists its product as uncharacterized. The record is from RefSeq and is a predicted model, not a curated record. NCBI's taxonomy places the organism in Eukaryota, Metazoa, Arthropoda, Arachnida, Araneae, Eresidae.